Kwoniella botswanensis is the source of this 606-nucleotide messenger RNA. Its product is annotated as 60S ribosomal protein L15-A. The transcript has 4 exons. Gene Ontology annotation, cellular component: cytosolic large ribosomal subunit; ribosome. The record is from RefSeq and is a predicted model, not a curated record. The coding region runs from base 1 to 606 and encodes 201 amino acids. Gene Ontology annotation, molecular function: RNA binding; structural constituent of ribosome. Lineage: Eukaryota; Fungi; Basidiomycota; Tremellomycetes; Tremellales; Cryptococcaceae. Gene Ontology annotation, biological process: cytoplasmic translation.
AUGGGUGCCUACAAGUACCUUGCCGAGCUCUACACCAAGAAGCAAUCCGACGUCUUACAAUUCGUCUCUCGAGUUAGAUGUUGGGAAUACAGACAGCUCGCCGUCAUCCACAGAGCCUCUAGACCUUCUAGACCUGACAAGGCCAGAAGAUUGGGAUACAAGGCCAAGCAAGGUUACUUGAUCUACCGAGUCAGAGUUAGAAAGGGUAACAGGAAGAAGCCCGUGCCCAAAGGUGCUACUUACGGUAAACCCGUCAGACAAGGUGUCAACCACUUGAAGUACCAAAGGGGUCUUAGAUCAACUGCUGAGGAGAGAGUUGGACGAAGAUGUGGUAACUUGAGAGUUCUCAACUCUUACUGGGUUAACCAAGAUGGUGUUUACAAAUACUACGAAGUUAUCCUUGUUGACCCCUCCCACAAAGCCAUCCGACGAGACGCCCGAAUCAACUGGAUCGUCAACCCCGUCCACAAACACCGAGAAUCCAGAGGUCUCACCGCCGAAGGAAAGAAGAACAGAGGUUUGGGCAAGGGAUCAAAACACAAUCACCAACCUGGACGAUCCACCUGGAAGAAACACAACACCCUCUCUCUCCGACGAUACCGAUAA